UUUUCAGUUUUAAAAUUAAGUUCAACGUCAAUAUUUUAACCUCAGAUCACCUGCAAGAGGUUCUGAGUAUUGCCACGCUUUUACCUUAACAAUUGGCAGCAAGAUAAUUCAAGUUAUCGCUCAAUGCAUAAAAACUUGAAAAUCAAUGUCAAACAGUUUCAGUAUUUUGUCUCGCAUUUCAAAGAAAACAGACUUAAAAAUCAUACCAAAUUUUUUUCUUAUUCCUUAUGACUCCUAUAACAGAAAUUCACUUGAAUUUUUCAUUUUUGUCAACAUGCAUUGUUGCAGAAAUUCCAUCCUACAUCAAAGUCUGUGGUCGCAGAAAUCCUCAAUUAGACAAUUGUAUACGAAAUUCUGUUGAAGCAAUGAGAGCCAAACUUAGAGAAGGGAUUCCCGAACUUAAAAUUCCUUCUAUAGAACCAAUGUAUAUGGACAAUGUUUCGUUGGCUGAUUUACCAAAUUUUAAAGCAUUUGCUCGUGAUGUCAGAUUGCAUGGUUUAUCUAAUUUCAUAGUUGAUAAUUUGCAUUCAGAUUUGGAAAAAAAUCAGUUUGAAGUUGAAUUAACCUUUAAGGAAGUAACACUUAAAGCUGAUUACGAUGUUAAUGCAAAAAUUCUUGUCCCUGUCGCUGGAACUGGACCCAUUAACAUAGUUGCAACUGAUGUUACAGCAAAAGUUAUAAUGAACUUUAAGGUAAUAGAUCGCAAAGGAAAAAAAUUUGUUUUCUUUCCAUCAAUGAAUACCAAAUUGAAUAUCAAAGAUUAUACUUCGCAAUUUACACCCCAGGAGGGACCUGAUAGUACACUUUCUACAGCUAUCAACGCUGCAUUAGAGAAUAGCCGUCAAGAAAUUAUUGACAGUACAACACCAAACUUAGAGAGGAAAAUUUCUGAAGAUAUACUGCAAAUUGCUAAUAAAAUUUGCAAAUUUUUCACAUAUGAUGAGCUAUUUCCAGAUCGUGAAUAAUAAUGAUGAAAAUUAUUUAAUUUAUUUCUUGGAAAUGAGUUACAUGUAAUUUAUUUAAAUCUAAAUAACGUUAAAUUUAAGAAAUUUUUAUAACAAAUAUCUAUUAAAAUUUGAAAAUAAAGCAAAUAGAAAAAAUAAAUAUUUUAACUAAAACAAGA
This is a messenger RNA of Leptopilina boulardi, 1123 nucleotides long. RefSeq lists its product as uncharacterized. The record is from RefSeq and is a predicted model, not a curated record. Bases 228 to 965 code for a protein of 245 amino acids. NCBI's taxonomy places the organism in Eukaryota, Metazoa, Arthropoda, Insecta, Hymenoptera, Figitidae. The transcript is spliced from 4 exons.